AUGAUCCUACUGCAGGACAACCCAGUGUAUAGGGUGCGAGCAAGAGCUUUCUCCGGUCUCCGGAUGGCACAGUUCCUCUAUCUGCCCUCCUGGGUCAAGGUCAGUCGUCUUCUCAGGGUUUCCCCUGAGCAUCUGGGUCUGCGGAACGUGACUCAGAUCUCCAUCCAGGAGUCUGACCUGGGACAACUGCGGGACCUGGCAUUCGAAGGCCUGCGCAACGUGGGCGAGCUACGCAUUUUCAACAAUAAGGUAGAUGACUUGGAGUCACUGGAGGUGAGAGAGGAAGCCAAUGUGGAUGGAGUGUUGGUGCGUGGUAACCACUUCCUACACGUUAUCCAAGAAAAGCCCUUCAGGAUCCACGCCAACGAUCGAACAGUUUUUACGGAGAACUUCGUUCCGUGCACAUGCCAGCUGUGGUGGGUUUUGGAUUCCCCCUUAGUAGCGCGCAUGAACCUCUUCACACGCCACAAUUAUUGUGUAUCUCCUUACCCCUUACACGGAGAACCUAUCGACAAGGUACCAUUGCAUCAACUGGAUCGCUGCCCCGCCCCUCAGGAGCUACAACUACCUAAGAGCAGCGAGGCGUCCAGUACAGCAGGCCAACGGCUCAUCCCUUACUUGCUUCCUCUCGGCAUGCCUGCUCCGCUGUUACUGCAGCUGCUGCUACUUCUGUUGCUGCUGUUGCUCACUGACUGCUGA
Molecule: messenger RNA, 699 nt
Organism: Portunus trituberculatus (swimming crab)
Lineage: Eukaryota; Metazoa; Arthropoda; Malacostraca; Decapoda; Portunidae
Exons: 4
Coding region: 1-699 (232 amino acids)
Source: RefSeq, a predicted model, not a curated record